This is a messenger RNA of Acomys russatus (golden spiny mouse), 843 nucleotides long. RefSeq names its product peptidyl-tRNA hydrolase 2 (gene Ptrh2). The transcript has 2 exons. Bases 145 to 690 code for a protein of 181 amino acids. Gene Ontology annotation, biological process: negative regulation of anoikis; positive regulation of anoikis. Gene Ontology annotation, cellular component: mitochondrion; cytosol. Gene Ontology annotation, molecular function: peptidyl-tRNA hydrolase activity. The record is from RefSeq and is a predicted model, not a curated record. Lineage: Eukaryota; Metazoa; Chordata; Mammalia; Rodentia; Muridae.
UGACAAGAGGAAGGAUGACCGGGCUUUGUAGUUCCUGAUCCGGAACUAGUUUAGAGAAAACCCGGAAGAAGUAGGUGGCGCGCGCGAAGCCUGUUCCUUGUUCGGGAGUUGGGAGCUACAAGGCGUGAGCGAUUUGUGCUUCAGAUGCUCUCCAAGUUCUUGGUUAUGGAGUAUUUGGCUCAUCCUGGUACACUCAGCUUGGCUGCUGGAGUUGCCUGUGGCAUGUGCCUGGGCUGGGGCCUCCGGAGCCAUCUUGGAAUGUCUCCCCAGAACUCAGCAAGUGAGACAAAUAGAGACACAGAGACGGGAAUGGAAGCAAGCAUCUUGGGAGAGAGUGGGGAAUACAAAAUGAUUCUUGUGGUUCGAACUGACUUAAAGAUGGGGAAAGGGAAGGUCGCUGCGCAGUGUUCUCAUGCUGCUGUGUCUGCCUACAAACAGAUUCAAAGGAGAAACCCUCAAGUGCUCAAAGAGUGGGAGUACUGUGGCCAGCCCAAAGUGGUGGUCAAAGCCCCAGAUGAAAACACACUCAUUGAGUUACUCACCCAUGCAAAAAUGUUGGGACUAACUGUGAGUUUAAUCCAAGAUGCUGGACGCACUCAGAUUGAACCAGGCUCUCGGACUGUCCUGGGCAUUGGGCCAGGACCAGUAGAACUAAUUGAUGAAGUUACUGGGCACCUGAAGCUUUACUAGAUGGGCCUUCGUGUGAUGGUGAUUCUGGCCGCAGAGUGUGAAGCCUGUCAGGACAAAUAAAAGCUUAAUUCUUGCCCCACUUUAAAAUCUGUUCCCAUGUUCUUCUGUCAUGUACUGGACCAUUACUAUCUUGAGCUUAAAAUACGCCUGGCU